Gilbertella persicaria is the source of this 3419-nucleotide messenger RNA. Its product is annotated as ATP-dependent protease La. Gene Ontology annotation, cellular component: mitochondrial matrix. The record is from RefSeq and is a predicted model, not a curated record. Gene Ontology annotation, molecular function: ATP binding; serine-type endopeptidase activity; ATP hydrolysis activity. Gene Ontology annotation, biological process: mitochondrion organization; protein catabolic process; protein quality control for misfolded or incompletely synthesized proteins. Bases 105 to 3353 code for a protein of 1082 amino acids. The transcript is spliced from 3 exons. NCBI's taxonomy places the organism in Eukaryota, Fungi, Mucoromycota, Mucoromycetes, Mucorales, Choanephoraceae.
CGCUCCAAUAACAUAAUAACUUGUGGGGUGUAUAUAUUUUAUCCUGUUUGCUCUAUCUUUCUAUUGUAUUCUCACCCUUCUUUCUUUCUUUUCUCUUUUUAAGUAUGAAUCAUACUUUUCUUAUUCACGUCUCAAAAACAAUACCUCGGAAUAAAGUAAACCAGGCUAUCUGGUCUCAACUACAAUCGCCUGCAUCUACAAAACCCUUGAGUUUGCGUUCUUUCUCGACAAGCCGCAGUCAAGGUAACGUAUCUAUCUGGGGUGGCCAAGGUGUAGCUGGAGCCAUAAAAAAGAACCGCUCGGUCUGCAUUGGACUUGAACCUAUUCGCAACGUAGCAGGCUUACGUCGCACUGCUUCCUCUUUAUCAACAGUCGAGUUACGUGAUCGUGAUCCAAAAGAUAACCCUUCGGACCAACCACCACCCCCAAGCAAUGGAGGAAGUGAUGCUGGUGGUAGCGAAGGCGGAGGCCAUGGAAGUAAUAAUGGCGGGAAUGAUGGGAAAUCAGGAAAGAAUCAUUCUUGGGAUGUAGUGGAUAACCAGCUUCAGAAACCAACCGUGCCCGAAGUAUAUCCUCAAGUAUUGGCUCUUCCAAUUGCUGGUCGACCUUUGUUUCCUGGAUUCUAUAAAGCUGUUGUGAUCAAAGAACCUUCAGUUACUGCAGCUAUUAAAGAAUUGAUGAAGCGUGGUCAACCUUAUGUCGGUGCAUUCUUGUUGAAGGACGAAGGUUUAGAUGUAGACACGAUCACCAAUAUUGAUCAAGUUCAUAAAGUGGGUGUAUUUGCACAAAUUACAAGUGUAUUUCCUGCAUCGUCUGGAAAGGAAGAGACAGGACUAACUGCAGUUCUGUAUCCUCACAGACGUAUCAAGAUCAAUGAACUUUUACCAAUCAAAGAAAAACACACAAUUGCUGCAGUAGAAGAAGUUACGUCAAAAAAAGAACUUGCUGUCAAUGAGAGUGAACAGGCUGUCAAGAAAGCAGAGUCCGAAUUCGAGCCAGAAAAAACAGUUGCUCAAAAAUCAGAAUUCUUGUCUGAGGAAGAAGCUGCUGCUGCUGCUGAAAACAAUACAAAAGAAUCACAAUAUGCUACCUCAUUCCUAGCUGAUGAUUAUGCUGUUUCUUUAGUCAACGUUGAUAAUUUUGUAGAGCCUGAAUUUUCAAAAAAGAGCCCUUACAUCCGUGCUGUCACUUCUGAAAUUGUGUCUGUAUUCAAGGAAAUUGCUUCUUUGAAUCCAUUAUUCAGAGAUCAGAUUGCCAGUUUCUCCAUGUCACAGUCUGCUGGUAAUGUAUUUGACGAGCCUUCUAAAUUGGCCGACUUUGCUGCUGCUGUAUCUGCAGGUGAGGCUCUAGAACUUCAAGAAGUAUUGGAGACUUUACCAGUAGAAGAAAGACUUCAAAAGUCGCUUGUUGUACUCAAAAAGGAAUUAAUGAAUGCUCAAUUACAAAACAAGAUCUCCAAGGAUGUUGAAAGCAAGAUUGCUAAACGUCAACGAGAAUAUUUCUUGAUGGAACAAUUGAAAGGCAUCAAGAAAGAAUUGGGAUUGGAAAGCGAUGGCAAGGACAAAUUAGUAGAGGGCUUUAAGGAAAAAGCCAGCAAACUGGCCAUGCCUGCUACCGUUAAGAAAGUGUUUGACGAGGAAAUCAACAAACUCGCUCACCUUGAGCCUGCCGCUUCAGAAUUCAACGUUACUCGCAAUUACUUGGACUGGAUUACUCAAAUUCCAUGGGGAAAACGCUCUCGUGAAAACUACAAUGUGUUGCGUGCCACUGGUAUUUUGGAUGAAGAUCAUUAUGGUCUUAAGGACGUGAAGGAUAGAAUUUUGGAAUUUAUUGCUGUCGGUAAAUUAAGAGGCACUGUUGAAGGAAAGAUUCUCUGUCUUUCCGGCCCCCCUGGUGUAGGUAAGACAUCCAUUGGCAAAAGUAUUGCCCGUGCUCUUGACCGUGAAUUUUUCCGCUUCUCUGUGGGUGGCUUGAUGGAUGUAGCUGAAAUCAAGGGUCAUCGUCGCACUUAUGUGGGUGCUAUGCCUGGUAAAGUGAUUCAGGCUUUAAAGAAAGUUCAGACUGAAAACCCCUUGAUUUUGAUUGAUGAAAUUGAUAAGCUCGGCAAAGGACAUCAAGGCGACCCAUCCUCUGCACUUCUGGAAUUAUUGGAUCCUGAACAGAAUAGCAGCUUCUUGGAUCACUAUAUGGAUGUUCCCGUAGACUUGUCCAAGGUUCUCUUUGUCUGCACAGCUAACGUGCUUGAUACUAUUCCUGGCCCACUUUUGGAUCGUAUGGAAGUCAUUCAAUUAUCUGGCUACAUUGCUGAAGAAAAGGCAGCUAUUGCUGAGAAAUACUUGGCUCCUACCGCAAAGAAGGCUGCUGGUCUUGAAAACGUAAAUGUCAACUUGACUUCUGAAGCCAUUGAUACACUGAUCAAGAGCUACUGCCGUGAAAGCGGUGUGCGUAACUUGAAGAAGCACAUUGACAAGGUCUUUAGAAAGGCUGCCUUCCAAGUCAUAAAACAAGUUGGUGAAGAAGAACCUGAAACCCCUAAGCAAGAAGAAAAAGACAAAGCGACAGAUAAGAAGGAAGAGACUCAAGAGACAUCAGUAGUCAAAGAAGAGACAAGAAAGCCUCUCAUUGUGUCCAAGGAUGUUGUUAUCGAUAUCACAAGCGAUAAUUUGAAAGACUAUGUUGGUCCUCAAGUCUACCAAGCUGAACGUCUUUAUGACCAAACACCUCCUGGUGUAGUUAUGGGCUUGGCCUGGACAAGUAUGGGUGGCUCUUCGCUUUACAUUGAAUCCGUUCUUGAAUCCUCCCUUAGUCCCAAAUCUACACCCCAUCUCUCAAAGACUGGUCAAUUGGGCGAUGUCAUGAAGGAAUCUACAAGCAUUGCCUACACUUAUGCCAAAUCAUUGAUGGCUAUGCAUUUCCCCAAGAACAAGUUCUUCGAUAAAGCUAAGGUUCACUUACAUUGCCCUGCUGGUGCCGUACCAAAGGAUGGACCUUCUGCCGGUGUCACCAUGACCACUGCCUUACUUUCUUUAGCUCUCAACAAGCCUGUCAGCUCAAAUAUUGCCAUGACAGGUGAAUUGACCGUUACUGGUAAAGUAUUAAAGAUCGGUGGUUUGAAAGAAAAGACGAUUGCAGCCAAGCGUUCCAAGGUAGAUACUAUUUUGUUCCCUAAGGAUAACCAAGCCGAUUGGGAUGAAUUACCCGAAUACAUCAAAGAAGGUUUAACUGGUGUUCCUUGCGAUACUUAUCAAGACGUUUAUCAAGUUGUGUUUAAGGAUGUAAAGAAAGAAGAUGUCGAAAAUGUAUGGAGCGAUGUCCUUAAAGAAGAAGAAGAAGUAAAGGCAGCCACCUCCUAAAUCAAUUGCAAUGACUCUUUUUUAGAAUAGAUAAUAGAAUGUUGUAUGUGGAUGUAUAAAUAAAGA